AUGUUGCAGCUGGCCCUUCGUGGUGCUAACCCGAACCCAGAAAGCCAGCCCGCUUUGAUUAUAGGCGUUUGCAAGCCAGAAAUCAUCGCGCUGCCCUCGGAGAGCCGCUCCCGAAGCCGCAAGCCCCCUCGCACCUCCGGGCGGGGGAAACUGUGCUUAUCCCUGCUGGGAAUGCUAAGGGCUGAUUCCAUAUUUGUUGAGCAGCUUGCUUUGGCUUCUCCAGGUCCAGUUCUUCUAGGGACUGAGAACAGCUGUACGGAAAACAAUUUUCACCGAGAAAGGAAUAAGCAAGUGUGUCGAGACUUUGCUGUUCUGGAAGAUCAUACCUUGGCCCAUAACCUACAGGAACAAGAGAUUGAGCAUCACCUGGCAACAAAUGUUCAGCGUAAUCGUCUAGUGCAACAUGACUUGCAGGUGGCCAAGCAACUGCAAGAGGAGGAGGAUCUGAAAGCACGUGCUCAAAUCCAGAAACGACAAAAAGACCUAGAACGACAGGACUGCGAGAUGGCUCAGGAAAUCCAAGUGAAGCUAGUAUUUGAAGCAGAGCAGCGACGCAGGCAAGAGGAAAAAGAUGAGGACAUUGCCCGUCUCCUACAACAAAAGGAGCUGCAGGAAGAAAAAAAGCGCAAAAAGCACUACCCAGAAUCCCAGGGGCACACUGUCUAUGAAGACAGUUAUUAUUCAGAGAAUGGAGCACAUCUGCGGGGUGACUCUAGAGAGCAGGUUUCUGAGCCUCGCAGACACCACAGUGGGGAGAGGCACAUGCACCAGCGGAGAGAGCACCAGAAAGUGCCCUCACCUUUACCUGACAAUGCCUCUGAAUGCAGGCGUCACCCCUCAGAGGAUCCUCGCCGCUCUCCUCAACCGCACAAGGCCGGGAGCAGCCAUCAGCAUGACAGAGAGUGGCAGGAGUGGACAUUGGCCAGCCGGGGGGGGUCCCAGAGACCUCCCAGCCUGGACCUGGAAAGAGGGGCUGAACGUGCUGACCUUGACCACAAUGAUAGCUGGGAGCCAUGGGAGAGGAAGGCAGCCAACAGAAAGAAGGCUUGGAGGCCUCUCAGUCUUAAUCUGGAGUCAAAGCAUGAACUCACAAACCAGGUACGACAUGACAAAAAGCCAUCAAGGCAAGACAGAGAAAAGCACCUUCCCCUUCUUGAUAUGGAGCUGGAAGCUGAGCAGGAAACCUGGCAUCAUGGUGGCAGCCAGCUGUUGCACCCAGACCACCAUAAACCCCGCUAUCAGGGCCGCUCAUUGCCUAGGACAGCCCACGACAGGAGGCUCCAUGACUCUGAGUCCAGAGAAGAUCACAGAAGGGGUGAGGAGAGAGAUUGCAAAAGAGCAGGACACAGGAGAAAACCUUCCCCCUCUCCACACAUGGUGACCCAGGGAAGGACUGGAGACUGCCAACAGGACUCAGGAACUAAGUCAAGGGGGGCAAAGCAAGCUGUUUAUGACAAACCUCAAAGGGAACAGGAAUUGUCUGAUGAAGAGAUUGCUCGGAAACUGCAAGAGGAAGAGCUUCUGGCCAACCACAUGGAUCUCAAGGCAGCUCAAGUAGCCCAAGAUGAGGAAAUAGCCCGUCUCUUGAUGGAUGAGGAGAAGAAAGCUUUCAAGAAAGGGAAGGAACGAGAAAAGUCUUCCUUUGAAAAGAAGAGGCAUGAUCAAGACUGGAAGUAUGAUGCAAGUGAGUCGACGCGCUCAAAGUCAAAAGAAGGGCCUCAGCGACACAAAGGCGACAAGUCUUUACGGUCACAGCCUCUCCCUGAUGACUUGGAACGUACACGUUAUUGCACAGGCCAGCCUAGCCCCUCGCGCCAGUUUCCCAAACCUGAGCAUUCUCCUAAAGGUUCCCGUAGGAAGCAGUAAACUGCUAGCCUUUGCUUUGGUACUGACUGUUCUGUAGCAAACAUUACUGGAAUUGCCAGGCAACUUUCUUGAUUCCUUACCCAACGGGAGGUCCACCCUCCAUCCCCAGGAUCUCCUCUCUGUCAUCAUAUUAAUAUGGAACAUUUGUUCAUUUCAAUUUCUUACUCAUAUGCGAUCACUUAAGCAGUGCAGUACAAUCUAGCCGCUACUGAGCUGUGUGAAUCAACUAGCUAAUUUAACAGCUCGCUCGCUCUCUCUCUUUUUUUUUAAACUCCUUUGAAGCUUUUCUUUUUAUUUUUUAAACUUGGCUGGAGCUUGGGCAAAUAGAGAUGCAUAUACAACCAGAAGGAUAAUACAAGAUGUGAGCUGAGUUAUGGCAACGCAGCAGAACAUCUGAAAUACAAGUCCUUACUAUAUUAGGAUGACUUAGUGCAGAGAACUGUAAGAGGGAACAUGUGUUUCUCUCUGUGCUGGGUAAGAAAGCAGAGCCAAUCCAAGAGAGAGACAUAUUAGCUUACAGGAAGGAGAGAGUCUUCACAAUGUACACCAGCAAAAGCUAGAACUUGAGACUGAUGAGGAGGAAUUUGCCUAUGGAACAAAAUUUCUUAACUGCUAUGGUUCUUUCCAGGGUUUCCAACAAGCACUCCUAAAUUCUCUACGGGUAGAGCAUGCAACCAGACAUUCAGCUCAAGGAUGUUGGAUAGGAUGGUUGAGAGGAAAGACAAUUUAAACUGAAAUUAGACCUUAUGUGCAUGACUUCUAAAGGGCUCCAGUGAGUUGACGAAGCUGUGAGUUGUGGAUUGGGAAGAAUCGCAUAUAUUGAUUUAAAUGUCUGAAAGGACCUCUGUGGUCACCUGUUUUGAACUUUAGCAUGAUGCAAGCCAAGCAAUUUCAUUAAGGCUGAGCAGGGUCUACUGUUAUUCCUUGUUCAGUUGCUGAUGCAUUGAGCCCUGUAACUUAUGUCUAAACCUGAAUGUAUCUUGGAAACACGGGACCGAAAGAGGACCAUUCGGACAUUGAAUCCAAAACCCACAGUAACAGGCAACUCAGAGCUAUACACUUGAGUCCAAACCAGUCAACAAAACGUCUGUGCUACCUGCCUCCCCUCCACAUUGCUCCAUCCAGUACGCCAGCCAGACUCCAGUCUGGAUGAAGUGAUUGCUCUUUGGGGCAUAGUUGUGCAGGCAGCUUUAAGUUAUCUGCACAAAUUUGGCCAUGCACUGAUACAUAUACAUUUUUUCCCCCUCUACUUUAUGAAAAUCAUUCUACUCUUACACAAUCAGGCAGACUUUUCACUUAGCCUCCUUUCAUUCUAAAUCUUUUGUCGUUUGGCAAAAAAAAAUUUUUUUUGCCAUUUGUUUUUUUCCAAGUGCAUUUUAAUCUGCAAAGCUGAUCAGAGAGACAAAGGUUUGGAGUCUAUAGCCAGUAAUGGCUAGUUACUCACUUUGGCAGUCUGGUUCACAGUAGCAGAGCCUGGUCAUGGUGUUGCUGCAUCCCAGCUUCCUUAUUGCCUCUCACCAAGUUGGCUCCAUCAUGCUCUUUGUUCUUAACUUGCUGCUGGCUUUGAUGAGUGGGGUCAGAGCUGUGACUUUACUCACCCCAUCACCAACCUGCCCUUCUGCCUGGGAAAGAGGAGCCUGCCAGCUCUGCAGAGCUUCGUGGAAAGAAAAUGCUGGCCUGCAGCACUAGCAGGAAACUGGAAGAGCUCACGUUUCCCUUCUCUUGCAUUAAUUCACAAUUCAAGUCCCAAGGCAGCGGGAAGGCUUUAACUUUAGCUGUUGUUCAGAAAGUUACUGUGAGACAAAUCGCUAGGAAGACAAGAUAACUUAUUUUUCACGUAAGUUGCAAGGGCAUGUCUAGUAUUACAGCAAAAGCCUGUGCCUCACCAUAACACAAGGGAAAAACUUCCACUUCCUGCACCAACUGGGAUGUUACUACCAGUUCCCUACCUGCAAAGUACUAGCUAGUCCUCUGAUAGAGUGUUGCUCCAGGCAUGCACUAGCCAAAAAUGUAGCAAAAUAGGACCUUGUGCAUCAGCAGCAUCCCAUUAGUUGCAUGCCCUUGCUUCCAGACCAUGAGCCUGCUCAUCUGCAUCAACCCUUAAGUGACUUGCAAGCUCUCGCUUGCUUGCUUGCUGCUUCUUCUCAGGAAAUAUCCCAGCCUGUGGCUAGAUUUUACUGCCCUUGCCUUGUGCCCUCUUCUUUUUCCAUCUCUGUCCAUUCAGAAGUGUUAACGUUGUUUCAAAGGAACAGGAAAAAAAACAACGUAGACCGUAUAUUUUUAUUUGAUAACUUGGGCCAGUGUGGCCACCUCAGUUGCAAUGAUUUUUAUUUUAUAAAUGUUUAUUUUUAUAUUUCAUGCAACAGUCAAAAUUUUUACUGCUGAAAAUGCUGGGAAUUUUUUUGGUGGGUUUCUUCGUCCCUUGCAUUCCAUCAGACUGUAUUUAUUGUUGUGAAAUGGAUCUCCAGUUGGGAUUUAUGUACUGAUACUUCUACAAAUACCCAGCCCAGGCCCUGCUGCUUGUAUCAUCUGGUGCACUAGUGAAAACUGGAUGGGGAAAAAUCCUGCCAAAUUAGAAAGUGGUUGUGCUUUGUACUUGCUGUGCAUGGGGAAAAAUGGUGGCUCUGGGUGCAAGGCAAGGAGAAGUCAGCAGCUAGGAAUUCAGCCCUCUCUGGGCUUCUGUAGCGACUGACGGGUUUUCUUGCAUUGCAGUUGGCUGCUGUAACUUCUGUCUUAUCCUAAUCAGAGAAGUCAUAAAGGCGCUGAGCUUGCCGACAUCCGAAGAACCUAUUAAUCCAGGAAGGAUGCUCGGGAGUGCCCAAGUUGUUGACUGCAAUGGGGAGGGAGUGGGGGCUAGGUGGUGAGAGAGCGCGUUCUGGUUGGCUUGUUUGGAAGCUGGUGAAAGUCCAAAGACCAUCCCAAAGCCUGGACUGCAAUGCUGCAGGGUCUCCUUAUGAGCUUCUUCCUGGCCUGUCAAGCUGUCUGCCCAUGGCAUCAAGAAGAGGAAGCUCAAGGGAAGGAUCCCAGGAGCAGCUGCUGCUCCCUUGGGAUGCCUUCAGGAAGGGCUGAUUGUUUUGGGGGCUGCUCAUCUCUAUGUCCCCCGGCCCCUUGCCCCUAAUUUUUUAUUCUUAUUCCCUGACUUUGUUAUUUGCUAUCACUUGUAAAUUUUUCUCCUCAUUUUAUUUUUUCUGUAGUCUUUCUCAAGAAUGAGGCCCUGAGGUUAUGGUAGAAGGGAACUGACACCUAUACCUACAGAGAGAAACUGUAAAAUCAACAGCUGAGGAAAGCAUGUAAUAAAUAGAGUACAAAUAAAGCAGCUGUUCCUCUGGGGCCUCAUGCAGUCAGCGGGCUAUAGACUUUCCCCGGCAAACAUUACAACUGGGCCUGCAUGUUUAGCAGCCACUUUUGGCCCCUCCUAUGGCCCCACUGAAGUCAACAAGAGUUGAGUUAAGAUUGUGGUUCAGCGAGGACCCCAUUCACCUUGGGGCUCAGCAGCCGCAGCUUUGCUGAAGUCAGGGAGAUGCAGUGGCACAGGCCAGAUGCAAAACCAGCACCUUGCAUGUGUGUCCCUGGAAAGCUGCACGUUGUUAUUUUAAAAGGAGCAAUAUUUUGUUUCCAUGACAG
Struthio camelus australis is the source of this 5490-nucleotide messenger RNA. Lineage: Eukaryota; Metazoa; Chordata; Aves; Struthioniformes; Struthionidae. The record is from RefSeq and is a predicted model, not a curated record.